CCGACUACUAUCCUCAUGGCCGAGAGCAUACUGUUGAAUACUCGUAUACUAUCAUGUCCCCAUCCCCACAAAAUGCCGCUCAGAUCGAAAUGAGCUGCAGACCUAACGCACCCCCUCGACUACGUGUUGAGAUCUCCCGGGGCGAAGCCCCCCAUCCCUCAUCAUUGAGAGCCAUUCUGCCAAGUAAACCAUCGUCUGAUGCCCCCUCGUUAAAUUUCACGCAUUGGGCAUCAGGAAGCCUGAGCAUGAGAAUAGCACACGAUGUGGAUGCGGGGCAUACGAGGUUGAUGCUCUAGUUAACUUUCUUUGUUAAUGCUCAAGACAAAGAGUCGCGAAAUAAAAGUCAUUGAUCGUCGUCGGUUAGAUUUCCAAGGUCUUGAGAUCUCCGCGCUCGAAUGCAAGGCCUGUAAUCCAC
Messenger RNA from Aspergillus glaucus CBS 516.65, 415 nucleotides. RefSeq lists its product as uncharacterized. The coding region runs from base 54 to 296 and encodes 80 amino acids. Lineage: Eukaryota; Fungi; Ascomycota; Eurotiomycetes; Eurotiales; Aspergillaceae. The record is from RefSeq and is a predicted model, not a curated record. The transcript has a single exon.